AUGUAUAUUCUUCAAAGACAGCCUAUUGAUGUUGAGUCAACACUAGCGUCUUUGACUCUUGCUGAGAAGAUCUCUCUUCUGUCUGGAUCCGACUUCUGGCAUUCUCAAGCCAUACCGUCUCAUGGCAUCUCAUCUGUAAAAUCUACUGACGGGCCCAACGGUGCACGAGGAGGAAGAUUCUUCAACCCCAUUCCAGCAUUAUGUAUCCCUUGUGGAACUGGUCUUGGUGCAACCUGGAAUCCCGAUCUUCUCUACUCAGCCGGUCAACUGCUGUCUCGAGAAUGUGAUGCGAAAGGGGCACAUGUUUGGCUUGGCCCUACAGUCAAUCUGGUUCGAGGGCCCCUCAAUGGUCGUGGUUUUGAGAGCUUCUCUGAAGAUCCGCAUCUAAGUGGUGUGUUAGCGACGGCAAUUAUUCGUGGAGUCCAAAGCAGAGGUACUGCAGCAGCUUUGAAGCAUUUUGUUGCCAAUGAUCAAGAAACAGCCAAGAUGUCCACGGAUAUUUGCAUGUCAGAGAGGGCGUUGAGAGAAGUCUAUCUGAAACCUUUCCAUAUGGCAGUCAGGGAUUCGAAACCUAAGAUUGUUAUGUCUUCAUAUAAUAAGGUCAAUGGCGUACACGUGUCAGAAAGCACGAAGCUACUGAAGGACAUAUUACGAAGUGAGUGGGGUUUCGAUGGCCUAGUCAUGAGUGACUGGUAUGGUACAUAUGGUUGCACCGAUGCACUCAAUGCGGGCGUGGAUAUUGAGAUGCCAGGUCCCUCAAGACAUCGCGCCGAGAAGGCCUUGAUCGCAGUCGUUUCCGGCAAAGUCAGCCGCAAGACAAUAGACGAUCGAGCCAGAAAGGUUCUCGAACUAGUCAAUAGCACAGUUUUAGCUCGAGUGUCGACAAAAGAGUCAACUCGUGACUUACCAGACGACAGAGCACUAAACAGGCGACUCGCAACGGAGAGCAUCGUGCUUCUGAAGAACUCGGAAAACAUCUUACCUCUUAACCUUGAAGACUGUGAGGACGUGGCCAUCAUUGGGCCAAACGCCAAGCUUCCUGCAGCAUGUGGCGGAGGAAGUGCGAAUCUACGACCAUAUUACACUAGCUCCGUCUUCCAAGGAAUCAGCGACCAACUACCAUCCAAUGCAAAGGUGCAUUUUGAACCUGGAGUAUUUGGCCACGUCCUGCUGCCAUAUUUCACAGGUGACCACGUUACGGAUGAGAAUGGGAGACCAGGUGUCUCCAUCUCUUUCUUCAACGAGCCAGAGUCAGCGUGGCAAACAAGGAAGCCCUUUGACCAGCAAAGCAUUCCAGACACUACAUAUCAACUUAUGGACUAUCACCAUCCGGAUGCGAGUGAGACGUUUUUUAUGUCCAUGACAGCUUACUACAAGCCAGAUAUAGACGGGACUUAUGAGUUUGGCCUCGCUAGCUAUGGAGUCUCAAGGCUAUACAUAGACGAACAUUUGGUCAUCGACAAUGCGACAUCACAGACCCAUGCUGGGAUGUUCUUCGGACAUGGAUCGAGAGAAGAGCGUGGCACAUACGAGAUGGAAGCUGGUCAGACAUAUCGACUGCGUGUUGAAGCUGGCAGCGCAUCGACUUCAAUAACAACAGGCGGCUCCUUCAUUCCCAUACCAGGUGGAGCAUGUCGCCUGGGCGGCUGUCUAAAGCUUGAUCCAGAAGAGGGCAUUAGACGUGCUGUCGCUGUCGCAAAGAAAUGCAAACACACCUUUGUUGUAGUCGGCCUGAAUGCAGACUUCGAGAAGGAGGGCAAGGACAGAGAUUCUAUGAGCUUACCACCGCAUGUCGAUGAUCUUAUCUCUGCAGUGAUAGAAGCUCAGCCGAAUGCUGUAGUGGUAACUCAAGCUGGAAAUCCGAUUGAGAUGCCAUGGCGCCACAAAGCAAAGACUAUCCUGCAUAGCUGGUAUGGAGGGAACGAAGCAGGAAAUGCAGUAGCCGACAUUGUUUUCGGCAAGGUCAAUCCCAGUGGCAAAUUGCCUAUCACAUUCCCGAGCAGACUCCAGGAUGGACCGACUUUCUUGAGUUUCGGAAGCGAUAACGGAAGGAUAUACUACUCUGAGGAUGUCUUUGUUGGGCAUCGCUGGUUUGAUGCUCGUGGCAUUGAGCCAGCUUUCGAAUUCGGUCACGGUCUAACCUACACAACAUUCUCAGCAUCUAAUAUCCGAGUCGCGGAGGAUGGUGUAAGCGUUGACGUCAGAAACACUGGCAAAAGAGCUGGCGCCGAAGUUGUGAUGCUUUACGUCUCUUACGAAGCGGCAAAAUCCGGCCAGAAGUCGAGAUUUCACCGCCCGGUGCGAACACUUGUUGGGUUCCAGAAGGUGUUCUUGGAGCCAGGUCACCAAGAGACGGCAUUUACGGCUCUAGACAAGUACAGCACUGCAGUCUGGGACGAGACAUCGGAUAGCUGGCUUUGCGAAGCAGGAACAUACACCGCUUCUGUCAGGAGCUCGAGUGGCAGUUUGGAAGUUAGCUUUAGGGUGGAGAAGGAUAUGUACUGGAACGGUGCAUAG
Fusarium musae is the source of this 2517-nucleotide messenger RNA. RefSeq lists its product as uncharacterized. The record is from RefSeq and is a predicted model, not a curated record. NCBI's taxonomy places the organism in Eukaryota, Fungi, Ascomycota, Sordariomycetes, Hypocreales, Nectriaceae. Gene Ontology annotation, molecular function: beta-glucosidase activity. Gene Ontology annotation, biological process: glucan catabolic process. The coding region runs from base 1 to 2517 and encodes 838 amino acids. The transcript has 4 exons.